This is a messenger RNA of Penicillium bovifimosum, 942 nucleotides long. RefSeq names its product putative MYB family conidiophore development protein FlbD (gene flbD). Gene Ontology annotation, cellular component: nucleus. The record is from RefSeq and is a predicted model, not a curated record. Gene Ontology annotation, molecular function: RNA polymerase II cis-regulatory region sequence-specific DNA binding; DNA-binding transcription factor activity, RNA polymerase II-specific. The transcript has a single exon. Gene Ontology annotation, biological process: positive regulation of transcription by RNA polymerase II; mitotic cell cycle. Lineage: Eukaryota; Fungi; Ascomycota; Eurotiomycetes; Eurotiales; Aspergillaceae. The coding region runs from base 1 to 942 and encodes 313 amino acids.
AUGCCUGCCUCGCACCGUCGUGGUCCUUGGGUCCCAGAGGAAGACCAACUCCUCACCCAACUGGUCCGGGAACAAGGCCCUAACAACUGGGUCCGCAUCUCUCAACACAUGCACUACCGUUCGCCCAAACAAUGCCGCGAACGCUUCCACCAAAACCUCAAGCCAUCACUGAACAGGGAGCCCAUCUCCGCUGACGAAGGCCUAAUGAUCGAGCGCAUGGUCAGCGAAAUGGGAAAGCGCUGGGCAGAGAUCGCCCGCCGUCUCGGCAACCGCAGCGACAACGCAGUAAAAAACUGGUGGAAUGGAAGCAUGAACCGCAAAAAGCGCGGUCUAUCCACCCCCACCAUCUCUCGCACCUACUCAGGCCGCAUCGAGGCACCCUACACCCGCGCCUCAGCAAUGAGCCCAAUGCGCUCCCGUUUCUCAUCCCGCCCCUCAUGGACCGAAUCAAUCGAGUCUGCCAUCUCUGAACAAUAUUCCCACUCUCGCAGGGAGUCUCUGGCUUCUUCCGCCCGCCAGCUCACGCCCAUCUACACCCUCCCCUCCAUCAAUCGUUCCAUCGAAACGCCCCUCACCUCCCCGGCUUUCUCGGACGUCUCCCACGCCACCUCCUGCGAACCACCCUCAAUGGUCUCAGACCACAACUCCGUCUGCUCUUCUUCGCCCCGCACCCUACCCUCCCCGCAACUCCUGCCUCUGCCUGUCGACUUGCGCUCGCAGUAUGAAAUCCGCAAGCCUAGUGUGCAUGUCCUCGACGACUCGCCCAGUUAUCCGGCCCGCUCGCUGGAUUCUUUGCCUGAGAUUGCUUCUUCACAGCGUUGGAUGGGCCACCAGCCUACUUUGGCUUCAUGGCACCAACCUGUGGAUCUGCCUAAGCCCUGGAGCUCUAGAUCUGAGCCUGCUCGUGAUACCCGUAUGGGUGUGAACAACUUGCUCAACUGA